AUGAUCGCCACUGGCGGCCUGCUGAGAAUUUCCGCCAGAAAGCAGGAUCCCCUCCGGCCCCCAAGCCAGGUCUCUAAGCGCAAGAGGAAAGCCAAGAAGAGGCGCAAGAACGACGUGGUGGUGGUGAAGGGCAAACUGAAGCUGUGCUCCAUCUCCGGGCUCAUCGCGCUCUGCGGGAUCCUGGUGCUGCUGGUGGGCAUAGCCAUGGCAGUGGUGGGCUACUGGCCCAAAGCCAACGGAACCAACAGGGAGGGGGGCAAGCAACUGCCAUCCGCAAGCAGUGGUCACCGCGUGCAAACCACGGCCAACAAUAGCAGCAAAGUCCCGUCUAGGGGCCACCCAGGGGCCUUAGGGGUUGUCAACUUGAGUUCCACUGGCGCGCCCAGGAGCACGCCUCCAGUGCGCUCCACCACCCCUUCCUCGUCCUCCUCCACAUCUGUGGGCUUCUUCCGAAUCUUCUCGGGCUACCUGCACUCGGACAAGCUCAAGGUCUUCGGGCCCCUCAUCAUGGGCAUAGGCAUCUUUCUCUUCAUUUGCGCCAACGCGGUGCUCCACGAGAAUCGGGACAAGAAGACCAAGAUCAUCAACCUGCGGGACCUCUAUUCCACGGUCAUCGACGUGCACAGCCUUCGGGCCAAAGACCUGGCGGCGGCUGCAGCCGCGGCCGCAGCAGCCGCUGCCUCCUCCUCUUCCUCGGCCCCCGCCGCGGCGACCCCCGGGACGGCGCCGCUCAAUGGCUUCCUCAGCUACGUGCAGUCCCGGGGCCUGGAGCUGAAGCCCAGCAGCUGUGGCAGCGCUGGGGACGCCUUCGGGGCGGCAGCUAUGCUGACCCGGGGCUCGUGGCCCCACCCCGCGGCGCUGGGCGGGGGCGGCGGCGGGGCUCGGGCCGCAGCGUCCCCGCCGGACCUGGCGUCCUCCCCUGGCUGCCCGCGGGAGCCUCCGAGCCUGGCCGAGGCUGUGUACAGCAUCUACCGCGAGCGCUCCGGUGUGGCCGGCCGUCGCCGGACCGCAGCCGCCCUGGCUGCCACCGCAGCCACUGCCACCACGGCAGCCAGCAGCAGCAGCAGCCCGGCGCCCUGCAGCCCACCCGAGAGCUGGGGGCGCCAGAGCACCGCCAGCUCCCUCGUGGGCUCCUCGCUGAGCGCCUUCGCGUUGCUGCCUUUACAAGGGGACGGCGACAGGGACGGGGACGCGGAGGGCGCGAGCUGCAGCUGGCAGAGGCCGCCUGGGGAACGCGGCUCCCAGGAGAUUCCGCGGGGCGAGCUCGACCUGAGCUUGACCGACCUCCGCGGUGCCGAGGGCGGUGCGCGCUGGGCGCACGGCGAGCUGGAGGAGCCCGAGGGCGCGGCGACGGCGCGCGCCGCCAGGGGGCAGGGCGGUCGCCUGCCCAGGACCGGCAGGUACGCGGCCUUGCUGCGCCGCAGCACCAGCGGGCUCCCGGACUACCGGGCGCCGCGAUCGCCGGCCCCGCCGUCCCCGAGCGCUGCGGACCUGGACUCCAGUCCUCCGGACACAGCCGCCUGUCCCUCGCCUCCCCUGCGACUGGAGGACUCGCCUGACGCCCGGCCGGACUCGCGGAGCUCGCCAUCGGAUGAGCCAUCCAGCAGCAAUAAGUGCUACACCCCCUUGCGGGAGGCCGGCACCUCCCUGGGGUCGGUCGCGGAUGCAGUUGUCAGUAAAAGGCCAGACUGUGCGGCCGCCACCAUUUCGGGUGCGGAGCAGACCCCGGAGGGUCCCGACCAAGAGCCAACCGCGGCCGAGCAACCUCAGGCGGUGCAGAAGCAGUUUACAAACAAGGAGAAACUCUUCAUGAUUUCCAGGUCUCAUGCCAUAGGGGUAGAAGACGGAGAACUGGAGAGCACUGGCAUUUAG
Molecule: messenger RNA, 1872 nt
Organism: Castor canadensis (American beaver)
Lineage: Eukaryota; Metazoa; Chordata; Mammalia; Rodentia; Castoridae
Source: RefSeq, a predicted model, not a curated record